UCGUGUUUCUCAUUAUAGUUGUGUUAGAUGUCAAGAUAAAGAAUCGUAUUUUGCUCGCACAAAUAAAUGUGCGAAUCGAAAUGUAAUUAGUGUACAUAUAUUGUUAUAGUAAGUUUUCAAUUAAAAAAACAAUGGCAUGGAUGCAGGUUAAAGAACAUCUAGGAUUUGCCAUUGAUAAUUUUACGCAUGGGACCCCCUAUGCCCUACCAUUAACAGUUAGGGAAGUAGUAUGCAUAUCACAGGAGUGUGGGGAUUGGUACUAUGGACGUAGGUACUAUGGACGUAGUAAUUGUAAAGAAGCUUGUGGAAUUUUUCCAAAAUCUUAUAUACAUAUUAUGCAACAGUCAUUAAGUAUAGAUUGUUUAAUACAUGAAAUCACCAAUGUUUUGAGAGAAUGGGGACACCAUUGGAAGCAUCUAUAUGUGACACAUUCAGAACAUUUCACUACAAUGCAGCAACAAAUUUUGGAAUUAAUAGAAUAUAGAAGCAAAAUUUUAAGUGGCACAUUAACAGUGGAUGAAUUGAAAGAUAUGAAAAGAUUAGCAACAGCUAGAAUUGACACUGGUAAUCAAUUAUUGGGCAUUGAUAUGGUCGUUCGAGAUGAUCAAGGAAAUGUUCUUAAUCCAGAGGAAACAAGUACAAUUCAAUUGUAUUAUCAUCAUGAAACAGCUGCAGAAAGAAUACGAAAAGCUGCUAAUGAUACAAAAAAGAAGCUUUCAAAACCACAAGCACCUGUAUACUCACAUAUCUUUUUCGUUAGUGUAAGGAAUUUUGUAUGUAAAAUGACUGAAGAUGUAGAGUUACUGCUAACGUUAUAUGACGGCCGUGAAAUGAAAGCAAUCACAGAGAACUAUGUGGUAUCAUGGAGUAAAGAGGGGCUUGCCAGAGACAUAGAUCAGCUUCAUAAUCUUCGCGUUUUAUUUACCGAUCUUGGCUCUCGAGAUUUAGCCAGGGAUAAAGUUUACUUAGCUUGUUAUGUAAUUAGGAUAGGAAGUAUGGAAGCUAAAGAUAUUGAUCACCGACGCACGAGCGUUGCACAAACUAUUCAAAAAGUGAAAAGCACAGAAAACAUGAGAAGACCGUUUGGUGUAGCAGCAAUGGACAUUACUUUAUACAUUACUGGCAAACUUGAAGGUGAUCCAGAUCAUCAUCAUUUCAUUCCAUUUGUCCAAUGUUGUGAGAAAGAAAGUUUAGAUGGUACAUUACGCAGAAUUCUUUCCCAAAAAGAAACAAAUAUACAGAAAAGUGGUAAUGGCAGUGGGAACAAUUUUGCUGGUGGCCAAGGGUUGUGGGCUAGUUUAAAGUUGCUUAGAGGAGAUCCAAAACAAGUACGAGACGAGAACCCUCAUCUAGUAUUUGGUAAUGUUGCUAUUGCAAGGAAAAUGGGAUUCCCAGAAGUUAUUUUACCAGGUGAUGUGAGAAAUGAUUUAUACCUCACAUUGAUUAGCGGUGAAUUUAAUAAAGGGUCGAAAUCUACGGACAAAAAUGUUGAAGUUACGGUUAAAGUAUGCAACGAGUUUGGCACGCGUAUACCAGGUGUUAUAACACUGGGUGGUGGAGCUUCACCAAUUGACGAAUAUCGUAGUGUUAUUUAUUACCAUGAAGAUAAACCUAGGUGGUGUGAAACAUUUAAAAUUGCUAUACCUAUUGAAGAAUUUAAGCAAGCCCAUUUAAAAUUCACGUUCAAACAUCGCAGUUCGAAUGAAGCGAAAGAUAAAACCGAGAAACCUUUUGCUUUAAGUUACGUAAAAUUGAUGCAACGUAACGGAACGACAUUGCAAGAUAUACAGCAUGAAUUGCUAGUUUAUAAAUUAGAUCAGAAGAAAUACGAAGAAACUGAUAUUAUGUAUUUGGUACUGCCAUCAACGAAGGGUGAAUUGGUUGAAUUAAAUGUUGAAAAGAAACCAUCUAUGGGAGCGCUUACUUUAAGUACUAAAGAUAGUUUUUUGAUAGCAACAAAUAUUUGUUCAACGAAACUAACGCAAAAUGUAGACUUGUUAGGCUUAUUGAACUGGGCGUCGCAUAAUACAGAUUUAAAGGAAUCUCUAGCUGCCUUAAUGAAAGUUGAUGGUGAAGAAGUUGUUAAGUUUUUACAGGAUGUUUUGGAUGCUUUGUUUAAUAUACUAAUGAGUAAUUCAGAUAGUGAUUUUUAUGAUGAUAUGGUAUUUGAGUGUCUUUUAUACAUUAUUGGCCUUGUGUCUGAUAGAAAAUAUCAACACUUUCAACCAGUAUUAGAUUUAUAUAUUUCUGAGAGUUUCUCUGCGACACUCGCUUACAAAAAAUUGAUUGCAGUAUUACGUAAACGUAUAGAUAAUGCCACUAAUAAUGACGGACAGGAACGUGAUAUACUUCUUAAAACAAUGAAAAGUCUACAAUAUUGUAUGAGAUUUAUCGUUGAAUCGCGUCUUUUAUUCACUGAGCUAAAUCAAGAUGAAGAAGAAUUUUCCCAAACCUUAACAGAAUUAUUGAAAUCUAUUGUUGAACUUAUGAGACACGAAACAGACAGUACCUUAUUAGUUCAAGGAGCGUGUCUUAAAUAUUUACCAACUACCAUACCUCACUUAUUACGAGUAUACAGCGGCAAACAGUUGAGCACAAUUUUGACUGACUUAUUAGUUACUUUACCAGCAGGAAGAUUGACUAAACAGAAAAUGAUGACAGUGAACGACAUUGUUCAUAGUCCUCUUUUUCUAAAUGCAGAGUGUAGAGCAAUUCUACUUCCUAGGAUUACUAUUUUGGUUCGGGAUUUACUGGAAGCUAAAGAGGAGGGGCUGUCAAGUACGCCUGGAAAAAGCGUGGCGAAGGUAGCCAGGCUGCUCGGCGAAAAUCGACAUCGACUCAACCAGCACCGCGGCUAUUCUGAAGAGGUAGAAUUAUGUGUCAAGAUUUUAUCUGACAUCUUGGAAUUAACGUUUAGAAAAGAUAUAGGAAGCACAAUGCAAGAUGUGAAAGAAAUUAUGCUUACAGCCUUGAGGACUAUCAUACAAACUGUUAUAUCGAUGGAUAGGGAAAAUCCAUUAGUUGGGAAUUUAGUUUCAGUUAUGUUAGCAAUAUUUAGACAAAUGACACAGCACCAUUAUGAGAUUUAUAUAAAUCACUUUGGAACUAAAUUUGAUUUGCUUGAUUACCUUAUGGAAAUAUUGUUAGUGUUCAAGGAUUUAGUUUCAAAGAGUGUAUUUCCGGCAGACUGGUGCGAUAUGAUUAUGCUUCAAAGCAGUAUAAUCUUAAAAUCGCUACGUUAUUUCUCGGGUACUAUCAGGGAUUAUUUUUUCACUGAUUUUGAACAACAGGCGUGGUCCAACUUUUUCCACUGCGCUAUUGCAUUUUUGACCCAGCCUGUAUUACAAUUAGAAACAUUUACGCCAUCGAAACGCAAUCGUAUUGUUUUGCGUUACAAUGAUAUGCGCAGGGAAACAGCGUUUGAAAUACGAUCAAUGUGGUUUAAUCUGGGGCAACAUAAGAUAUUGUUUGUUCCUGCUUUAGUUGGGGCCAUAUUAGAAAUGGCAUUAAUUCCAGAAAGUGAAUUGAGAAAAGCAACUAUACCCAUAUUUUUUGAUAUGAUGCAAUGUGAAUAUUAUAGUUCGCGCAUUGUUGAAGGAUAUGGCGAUACAAAAAGAGAUCCUGCUCAUAUAAAAGCUAAUUUUACGGAAUAUGAAAAUGAGAUGAUCGCGAAAUUAGAUAUUUUAGUUGAAGGGGGUAAGGGGGAUGAACAAUUUCGUUUACUUUGGAUUCAAGUAAUGGGCAAUCUUUGUGAAAACCACUCGACUAUGCGGGAACAAGGGUUACGUUUUGUUGAUACAGUUGCUAAACUCAUGGAACGGCUAUUGCAGUAUCGUGAUAUUAUUCAUGCCGAAUCUCAGGAACAUAGAAUGUUAUGUAUCGUGAACUUGCUAGAAUUUUACUCUGAAAUAAAUAGGAAGGAAAUGUAUAUCAGAUAUGUAAACAAGCUCUGUGAAUUACAUUUAGAGUGCGACAAUUAUACCGAGGCUGCAUAUUCUCUGAAACUUCACAGUCAAUUAUUAGCAUGGAGUGACCAACCAUUGCUACCCAUUUUAAGGUCACAUAGGUAUUUAUCGUGUCAAACACAUCGCGAAUUGAAAGAAGCAUUGUACAAUGAUAUGAUCGAAUACUUCGAUAAGGGUAAAAUGUGGGAAUGCGCGCUUGCAGUUUGUAAAGAAUUGGUUGCACAAUACGAAGAGGAAACAUUUGAUUAUUUGCAACUUUCUAUACUGUUAAUACGAAUGGCUAAAUUUUAUGAUUCUAUAGUAAAACAAUUAAGACCCGAGCCUGAAUACUUCAGGGUUGCAUACUACGGCCGAGGGCAUCCUGCUUUUUUACAGAACAAGGUAUUUAUAUACCGAGGAAAGGAAUACGAACGACUUAGUGAUUUUUGCUCGCGAACGUUAAACCAAUUACCAAAUGCAGAGCAGAUGAAUAAAUUAUCUCCUCCUACUCCGGAAAUACUAGAAUCCAAUCAUCAAUACGUUCAAAUUAACAGAGUAGAUCCAUUAAUGGAUGAAAAGAAGCAUCGACUUAGUGGGAAACCUAUAACAGCGGAAGCAGUGUUGAGGUAUCAUCGAGUAAAUGAUGUCCAACGUUUCCGGUUUUCGAGACCAGCGCCAAAGAAAGAUUUAAUCUCAGCUAUGAUAAAUUCCGGUGAUAAAGAAAAAGAACCAACUACCGUUACCAAUAAUGAAUUCGCUUCAUUGUGGCUGGAGAGAACAGUUCUAGUCACAAGUCAUCCUUUGCCAGGCAUUCUUAGAUGUUUCCCGGUUACAUCUAGCGAAACGUACUUGGUCAGUCCUCUUCGUAACGCGAUCGAAACGAUGGAAGCUACGAACACCGCGUUGAAAAAUCUGAUCGUAGCUCAUAAAGCUGAUCAUAGUCUUCCACUAAAUCCACUCAGUAUGAAACUUAAUGGCAUUUUGGACCCUGCAGUAAUGGGCGGUAUAGAUAAUUAUGAGAAAGCCUUUCUCAAUCCCGAAUAUAGAAACUCCCAUCCGGAAGAAAGUUCCGAUCUUCUGAAAUUAGAAGGAUUGAUUGCUGAACAAGUCCCGUUAUUAGGCGUCGGUGUACAGGUUCAUAAAGCGCGGGCUCCUCCUGAAUUAGCACCGUUUCAUCAACGUCUGGAACAAUGUUUCGUCUCAAUGCGAGGCCAAGUAGAAACAAAGUAUGGAAAGAGGACAUGCGAUUUACAAAUCGAAACUAUAACCCAAACUGUCACAAUGCGAAGACCGCAGGCGUCUAGAGGCGACAAUCAUCGUCUUUCCGAGUCAAAUAUAAUAAAUUCAGACUGUGGAACUCACUCCAGGGUAUCCUCUCUUACAAGAUCCCAAGUUGCAACGUUCAAGUCGCUCGCAUCAUUCAAUUUUAACAACAGUACACCCUCAUCUGGUGCUCAGAACAUCAGUUUAUCAAGGAAUGCGUCAAUACGUUCGCAUAUCUUAUCAACGGCUUCCCUGCAAAAGGCAUUAGGAAGUCCUACGCCAGGGACAAAUAAGAAGAAAGAUUCAAAACGAAGAAACUCGCGGAAAAGUGAUUCAGCCGUUUCGAUAAAAAAUGAUCAACCGACAAGUCAGUGGUACACUACCACGGAAAUUUCCCACAGUACAUCGACCCCUAUUACUCCAUUAAUAUCCAGUUUUCCUACUACGCCGAUAUUUGAACUUCGUCAGGAGCUUACGCCAAAGCGCCCUUUGAGAUCCGAGGUCGAAAAAGAGAGACGAAUAAGCAAUCGCUUAUCAGGCCAGUCUCAACAUUAUUUGAGGAAUGUAAACAAUGGUACGGAUUCUAGUAGUUUAGGAAAAGGAAAUAGGGACAGUAUUGGCACAACGGACAGUACAGCUUCGGAAGAUGAUCCACCGCCCCCUUUACCCGUGAAAACACGUGAGGCUGAUUAUUGUAAUCUUCCUGAAGAAUUACCUGUUGUCCAUUGCGGGACAGGUAGUUUGAACAAUUUGAAUCGACCUCUAGGGCACUGGUCAAAAAAUAAGCUUCCUACUCCUACAGACGAUCUUGACGUACAAACUAAACCACCUACUCCGCCACCAAAACCAAAAAGACCGCCCUACAGCUUAAACAAGCUUAUGCUUCCUACUGGCGAUGUAGACAAUUUUAGUCAAGAUCCGUCCGUAACUUGACACAGAUCACUUCAUGAUCGUUCAUCUUGCCAGUGUACUGAAAAUUACGUGUAAUAAUAUAUUUAUACAAAUCUUAGUUUCGCAGUACGAAGGUAGAAAGUUACCAUUUACAUAUUCUUUUCUGUACCUUUGUUUCUUAUACAGACAUGGAAAUAUCUAUUAAUCUAAAUAUCUAUGUGCGUACACGAAUAUCAAUUGGCCUACAAUUGUGGUAAUACCAUACACGUUUGCCUUUAUUCCAUCCAAUUGAGAAAAUUUCUGGACAAACUAUAUGCAUCACACAGGCUGGUGAUAAAGGUAUAAUAAUUGUAUAUGGAGGCACAUUUAUAUUGUAAAGAUUUCAAACGAUAUUUUAUAAGUAUAUUUACAAAAUAGGCUUGAGAUUUUCUCGUAUUCACAAAUAUCAACUUACGUAUCGCGCGUAUUUAAAGAGCUAAUGCCAUUGACAGUCUUUCAUUCAUAAAAGACUUUUUAUUUGUCGCGAGACAAAAAUAUAAAGUAUGCAUAAUAUACUAAUUAAAAGCAGAUAUUACAAUUUUUACUACGUAUUUUUAUAGAUUUUGAUAUUAGGCGUUUACACUGUUUUCUCAACAGUAACACACUUUUGAACAAACUUUACUGUUACCGUUACUAAUCUUUUUUACGGUUUUGCUACUGACAAAAGAUUCAGAAAGCUAUUUUUGAACUGAAAAUAUAUUUAGCAUCUAUUUGUUCUUGAUGCUCGAUUUUAUACUAGAAGCCUGUUUUUCGUUUGCCAAACUAGUGUUAUUGACACGUAGUUAUUACCUGAGCAUUACCAAUCUAUUGUGAUUUAGUAGAGUAAGAUUGAGAAUUUGUUUUAUAUAACAAUUGACAAGCUAACUAUAGUCUUGUAAAUGUUAAAUUAUUUGAAACAAUGAAACAUAAUUUUAUAUAGUUCUGAAGCAUAAAAAACAGUGAAUCAUCAGUAAAUUUAUAUGUUUAUUUAUUGUAUUGCUGUAUGAUACCAUGACAGAUUAUUAUGAAUGAAGAAUUUUUAAUAUGAUUUUACAAAAUUACACGAAUUUGUUAUAAAGCACUACAUCGCUUAAUAGAACUAAUGUUUUCAAUAUGCUAAACAUAUACGCAUAUAAACAAUUUCUAAACGUAGAAGCAAUCGCACUUUCGAUUAUAAAAUAUUAUGUGACAUUUUUGACCGCAAUAUCAUGCGAGUCUAAUACCAAAGAGAUUAGUGCUUUAUUUAUUUACUUUGUUAGCAAGUUGUAUGUAUCAUUUAAGAAAUGUUAUAUAACAUAUUAUCUGCUUAAAACAAAAACAAUAAACGUAUUCAAUAGUUUUUUUUUUUUCUUAAUUAGUCGAGAGCAGAAAGUUAUAUAUUAUAAUUGUAGCAUGUAGUUUUAGUUUGUUUCUUGAAAUUUAUCAUUAACAGCAAGAAAAAUAUUGGUAGCAUACAUUUAAUGUGCCAUUCGACUUUUUUUUAAUUAGAAGUAAUUCAUUUUAAUUUA
Molecule: messenger RNA, 7624 nt
Organism: Colletes gigas
Lineage: Eukaryota; Metazoa; Arthropoda; Insecta; Hymenoptera; Colletidae
Gene: mbc
Product: dedicator of cytokinesis protein 1
Exons: 22
Coding region: 132-6140 (2002 amino acids)
Biological process (GO): small GTPase-mediated signal transduction; cell migration
Cellular component (GO): cytoplasm; plasma membrane
Molecular function (GO): guanyl-nucleotide exchange factor activity; small GTPase binding
Source: RefSeq, a predicted model, not a curated record